UUGAUAAACCCCAAAUAAGGAAACACUAAACAAUAAAAAAAGAUGUCAUCAAUGAUCAAAUUCCCAUCUUCCAUGUUUUGUGUCUAUUCAUCUUCUUCUUCUUCAAUCAAAUCAUCAAUUUUUCCAAAAUCCAUCUCUUUUCCCUCUAGCCAUUUUAAUAAUUUCAAGAACCCUUUUUUGAACUGUAAAACUCCAAUGGAAAAUCAGAGUUUUUCAGUGUUAUCUGCUUCUAAAGCUCAAAAUGGAGGUGUAAUUCAAGAUUCUUCUUUUCAGGGAAGUGAAUCAUUCUUCAGGAGUGUAUUGGGGAACAUGGAAGCCAUAUAUCUGAAUAAAAACCCCAUUGCUAAGGCUAUUUUGGAGCUCGUUCGUUCUGCUGAUGGUGAUCAGAUUUGCUAUGAUCAUUUUGCAUUUAGGACAUUUGGGGUAAAUGGUCAUGGCAUUGAUUCUAUGUCAAAGUUCUUCUUGGAUUUUGGUUACGAACGACGAGAAGAGUUGAGAUUCCCUGCUAAGAAGUUGAAAGCUUUCUGGUUUUCUCCUCCGAAGGUUUCAACUUCCAGUCAUGGGAGUGGGGUUAACGGGCCAUUGCCAAGAAUAUUUAUAUCCGAACUUCUUGUCGAUCAGCUUAGUCCAGAAGCUCAGGAAAUAAUCAAAAAGUACACUAACAUUUCGCACUGCGGAAAAGAGUAUGCUGCACUUGCAAGUGCAUUCGGGAUUUUGACAUGGGAAAAACCCUCGUAUUCGGAAUUUCAACAACUGGCUAGGGAGAGUGAGUAUGCUGCCUGGACACUUGUCAAUGGAUAUGCAUUGAAUCAUGUUACCAUAUCUACCCAUCGGUUGGCAUCAAAUCUGAGAAGCAUCGGAAAUCUAAAUCAAUUUAUCGAAGAAAAUGGUUUCAAUUUGAACUCUGAAGGGGGUAUUCUAAAGGUGAGCCCUGAUGGUCUUUUGCUGCAAAGUUCAACUGUAGCAGAUUCUACCUCUUUCGAAUUUUCAGAUGGCACUACAGAAGCAGUACCUUGUUCAUACAUUGAAUUUGCUGAGCGACUUGUACUACCGCAAUAUAAAGAUUUACCCACAGAAAAGGUGGAGGAGUUUCAUAGGCGGGACGGAUUUGAAGUUGGAAAUGCUGACAAGAUAUUUGAGAGUACAUCCAAGGAUCAGUUAACCCGUCGUGCAGCUUGAGAGUAAGCGCUAAGCAGUUGGACGUUUCGACUGUGUGAAGCUAAUUUCUUGGCAUAUUCAACUGGAUGACUACUCCUAGAUUAACUGUUGGAAGAAGAUGAUAUUGUAGCUCUGAAAGUAUUGUUAUCUGUAACUAUCACAAAUUUCCUCUUGGCAUAUACACCUGAAAUGUCAAGAAAUUAGUUUGGAUGAUAAGUAGAUAGAUGGACUAAUUAAACACCAAUAUUGAUGUAGUCAGAGCAAAAAUAAAGUUGUCAAUGCAAUCCAUCUUAUGAUUUUCUCUUGACAAA
Messenger RNA from Solanum tuberosum (potato), 1469 nucleotides. RefSeq lists its product as uncharacterized. The transcript has 7 exons. The record is from RefSeq and is a predicted model, not a curated record. Gene Ontology annotation, molecular function: oxidoreductase activity. Bases 43 to 1179 code for a protein of 378 amino acids. Lineage: Eukaryota; Viridiplantae; Streptophyta; Magnoliopsida; Solanales; Solanaceae.